Prosopis cineraria is the source of this 1688-nucleotide messenger RNA. Its product is annotated as AT-hook motif nuclear-localized protein 13-like. Lineage: Eukaryota; Viridiplantae; Streptophyta; Magnoliopsida; Fabales; Fabaceae. The transcript is spliced from 5 exons. The record is from RefSeq and is a predicted model, not a curated record. Gene Ontology annotation, molecular function: minor groove of adenine-thymine-rich DNA binding. The coding region runs from base 229 to 1350 and encodes 373 amino acids.
UUUCAUUCCUCAGUCUUUUUAAUUUUCGAUCGUACUCAUUCAUAGUCCUUCUCUCUCUGAGUGUCGUGGGAGACUCUUAUUUCUUUCUCUCGUUCUCAUCAAAGUGGGUUCCUAGAAGAUAACAUACUGAAUCCCAGUAACCUGCAUUUUGCUUCGCCUUUCUCAGGCUUCGAGCAUUUCGCUUUGCGAAGCUCCGAAAACUCGCUCUUGUCGUUUUGAUCUGCUGCAAUGGAUUCACGGGAACCGCCUCAGCCCCCGCAACCGCCGCAGCUACAGUCGAUGGGACACCCUCAACCACUGCAAAACAUGAUGAUGGGGCCCACUUCGUAUGGUUCUGCCAUGCCGAACCCGAACACAUCUUCCAUGAUCAACCCCAAUUCGACGGCCGCCAUGAUGGCCCCUGCCACCGCACGAUUACCCUUCAACGCCGUGGUUCCGCAACCCCCUGCUCCGUCUAAACCUAUGGAACAUCCGAACAACAAUGUUAGUCCUUACGAUGGGUCAUCGUCCGCGAUGAGGCCGUGUGGGCUUAGUAUGGAUUCUACGAAGAAGAAGAGAGGCCGGCCGAGGAAGUAUUCACCGGAUGGUAACAUUGCUUUGGGUUUGACUCCCACGCCCAUGUCCUCUUCUGCUGGCCCGGGAGAUUCAAGUGGUACACCUUCUACGGAGCCUGGAACGAAGAAGCACAGGGGAAGGCCACCGGGUUCUGGAAAGAGGCAGCUGGAUGCUCUUGGAGCUGGCGGUAUCGGCUUUACUCCGCACGUAAUAUUGGUAAAAGCUGGUGAGGACAUUGCUGGAAAGAUCGUGGCCUUUUCACAGCAAGGACCUAGGACAGUUUGUAUUCUUUCUGCAAUUGGUGCAAUCAGCAAUGUUACCCUUAGACAGGCAGCAAUAUCUGGUGGUACUGUGCAAUAUGAGGGCAGAUUCGAGAUUAUAUCUCUAUCAGGUUCUUUCCUGCCAUGUGAAGAUAAUGGUCGCAGCAGAGCAGGUGGUUUUAGCAUCUCUCUUGCAGGUUCAGAUGGUAAAGUUUUAGGUGGUGGAGUUGCUGGGAUGCUAAUUGCCGCAUCACCGGUGCAGGUCAUCGUGGGUAGCUUUAUUGCUGAUGGCAAAAAGUCAAACUCAAAUAUUCAGAAAUCAGGGGCUUCUUCAGCACAAGCCCCUCAAAUGUUAAAUUUUGGUGCACCUGCGACUCCUACCAGCCCUACCUCUCAUGGCCCUUCAUCUGAGUCCUCUGAUGAGAAUGACAAUAAUAGUGAUUUUAAUAGGGGACCUGGACUCUACAAUAAUACUAACCAGCCCAUUCACAAUAUGCAGAUGUAUCAACUAUGGGCUGGUCAGACCCAGCAGUGAAGAAGCUCUGACUUUUUUUUGGCCUGAAAGAUGCUCUUAUGACUUAACGAUGCAGAAGAGGGGUAUUUUCAAGGAAAAUGUAUGGAUUAGUGGAUAGAGGGUCAAUAUUCUUGAUGCUGACUGCCAUUAUUGGGGACCAAUCUUAGAAGAGCCUAUCCUGAAGGCUACAUAACUAUAUGAAUUCUGUUAUCGAUCCUUUUUUCUCUUCGUGUCAGUUGAUUUAGGAAUAUUUUCUUAAUUGAAAGCUUGUCAGCGUUUAUAGCAGAGAAUAUGCUUUCUAGUAUCCAGAUUCUGUCAUGCUGAAUUGCUUCUACAAGUAUUUUGGCUUCUAUGUUCUA